ACAUGACACACACACUAAAGCUGCUCAGGAUAAAGAGUCUCAAGCAACAGUGCUCCCCGUUUAUUGACGCUGCCGGCGGCUUUUUUGGAAAGGAGUGUCGGACGCGGAUGUACUCUCAUAACAAAGAAGUUGCAGAUGCAUGUGCAGUUUCUCCAUCUAAGAGGGGAAGGACAGAAACAAAUCUUGCAGAAGAGAGACCUGUCCUCAGAUUCGCUAAGCUUUCCGAGCACGCCACGGCACCUUCCAGAGGAUCAGCAAAAGCUGCAGGAUAUGACCUCUACAGUGCUUAUGAUUAUUCCAUCGGUCCAAUGGAUAAGGCCAUUGUGAAGACAGACAUCCAGAUAGCAGUUCCACAUGGCUGCUAUGGUAGAGUGGCACCAAGGUCUGGACUGGCAGCAAAACACUUCAUUGAUGUUGGUGCUGGAGUUGUAGAUGAGGAUUAUAGAGGAAAUGUUGGAGUUGUUCUCUUUAACUUCAGCAAGGAGACAUUUGAAGUGAAAAAGGGUGACAGAGUUGCUCAGCUGGUGUGUGAGAGAAUCUGCUACCCAGAGUUGCAGGAGCAACAGACACUUGAUGAUACAGAGCGUGGUGAUGGAGGUUUUGGAUCAACUGGGCGCAACUGAAAGCUCCUUUUAUAUUUCUUGAAAAAUGUAUGUGUUGAGAAUUAAUUGUACUGUACUUAAUAAAGAUCUUUUUUUGUACUUUGGAGAGUUCUAUUUGUAUACUGUGACAUUCACACACAUUUUUAGUAAAUGUUGU
Scomber japonicus (chub mackerel) is the source of this 759-nucleotide messenger RNA. RefSeq names its product deoxyuridine triphosphatase (gene dut). The transcript has 7 exons. Gene Ontology annotation, biological process: dUTP catabolic process; dUMP biosynthetic process. Lineage: Eukaryota; Metazoa; Chordata; Actinopteri; Scombriformes; Scombridae. The record is from RefSeq and is a predicted model, not a curated record. The coding region runs from base 3 to 623 and encodes 206 amino acids. Gene Ontology annotation, molecular function: magnesium ion binding; dUTP diphosphatase activity.